CCCCCCCCCCCGCAGGCUGGGCGCCGCUGCCGCGCGCUCCCGCCGUUCUUUUUUCCCCCCGUGGCCCCGGCGUGGGAAGGAAGGAGGGAGGCCGCUAUGGCUGACGAGAUCGCCAAGGCUCAGGUCGCCCGGCCAGGCGGCGAUACCAUCUUCGGCAAGAUCAUCCGCAAGGAAAUCCCGGCCAAGAUCAUCUUCGAGGACGACCGGUGUCUUGCUUUCCAUGACAUUUCUCCUCAAGCACCAACACAUUUUCUGGUGAUACCCAAGAAACACAUAGCCCAGAUUUCUGCUGCAGAAGAGGACGAUGAAAGUCUUCUUGGACAUUUAAUGAUUGUUGGCAAGAAAUGUGCUGCGGAUUUGGGCCUGAACAAGGGCUAUCGCAUGGUGGUGAAUGAAGGUGCGGAUGGGGGACAGUCUGUCUAUCACAUUCAUCUCCAUGUUCUCGGAGGUCGGCAGAUGAACUGGCCUCCUGGUUAAGCUUGCUGGAUGGGCCUGGCUUUCCCUCCUGUAGCUGAUCAUUAAGUUGGCAAGUUCCAAUAUGUUAAACGGCACACAUGUUUUUGCCUGUAUAUGGAGAGAUUGAAGAGAUGAUUUAAAAACUGUGCCUAAUAAAAGACAUUGAUGUGUCCAA
Molecule: messenger RNA, 631 nt
Organism: Nannospalax galili (Upper Galilee mountains blind mole rat)
Lineage: Eukaryota; Metazoa; Chordata; Mammalia; Rodentia; Spalacidae
Product: histidine triad nucleotide-binding protein 1
Exons: 3
Coding region: 97-477 (126 amino acids)
Biological process (GO): purine ribonucleotide catabolic process
Cellular component (GO): nucleus; cytoplasm
Molecular function (GO): hydrolase activity
Source: RefSeq, a predicted model, not a curated record